AUUUAAUUUGUUAUAACAUGAAUUUGUUAUGGAAAUUUUACAAUCGUAUUUUUGCUCAAGCAUGGCCAAGGAAUGGAUCUGCGUGGAAUGCGAGCAAGAUAACGCCGCCGAUGAAGUCGAGUGCGUGGCAUGUGAGGAGCCACGACCGGCAGCAUCCAGUGUGAGUCGGUUCGCAGGGUACAAGAUCGCACGAGUCGUGUCUGUGGAAGCCAUUCCCAAGACUAAGCUGCGGGCGGUAAAGGUUCAAGUGGACGCCGAUGGCGCGGAAGGGCUAACCAUCGUAACAAACGCCCGCGUGGACGACGGCGAGACGAGGUACAUCGUUGUGGCUACCGCUGGUUCCAUCGUGUCUAUCGAUGGCGACGAUAUCGAAGUGAAGAAAGCGACUGUCGGCGGUCGCAAGUCGGAAGGCAUGGUGUGCGACUCGCCCAUGCUCGGUUGGAAAGGUGGCGCAGCAGGGGCGGCGGUGUUUUUGCCCAACACGUACACUGUCGGCGACGAACCUCCCGCCACACGGCCUUAAUCAAUUUGUGAUUGUUUCCAUUGUGUAUCAAGCAUGCCAAGACUGAGGUCUUUGUUGGUCGCAGUGGCGACACUUGCAUGGCAUCUUGACAGCACACUACCGGUAGUACACUAGUGAGCCAAAGUCCUGCGCUCCAACGACAUUAUGCAUAUGAAUCAAAACCAAAUCCCA
Molecule: messenger RNA, 694 nt
Organism: Aphanomyces astaci
Lineage: Eukaryota; Oomycota; Saprolegniomycetes; Saprolegniales; Verrucalvaceae
Exons: 1
Coding region: 29-523 (164 amino acids)
Molecular function (GO): tRNA binding
Source: RefSeq, a predicted model, not a curated record